CUCUAGGAUUAUGUGACUGUUAUAAUAUUAUUGUUAUUUAAAAAUAAAGUUUACAACAUUAUUCCCAGUUUUGUUAAUACCAAAGAAGGGCAUAAGAAGCCCCAGUGAAUCAUUUUUCUAGCUUAUUCUCGCACUUUUUUCAGCCGACUUCCUUAGGUUGUACCUGCGGAGGAUAUUACGUCACAUGAAUAUUAGCAUAAUAUAGGCUGAGCUCACUCUGCGCGCAGCCCAAUGAACUGCUCCCAGUCUCACCACCUGCGAGGAGCCGAAUUCCAUCAUUCCGCGCAUUCUUCCUUCCGCGAGUGCCUGGUUAUUGUCUACAACGAAUCGAAAGUGACGGGCGUUUUGCGCCGGGACAUUGAAACGGCUCUUCCAGGCGGUGUGUGCCUAGGAUGGAGACUCCGUUGGAUGUCCUGUCGCGGGCUGCAUCCUUGGUUCAUGCUGCUGAUGAUGAAAUGCGACAGCAGCCUGGCAGUAGAGCAGUGGCACCAAGUCCCACAUCCAGACACCAAGAAGAGAAACAGAACAGAGGAGGGUGAAGCAGCACUAAGAGGGGAGCCAAGAAUGCCAUCCAUCCAGAUGUCCUCCAAUAUUAUUAACCAACGAACAGGCCCACCUCCCAUAAGCCCAAGCAAGAGAAAGUAUAGUGUGGACCAAGGAGAUGAAGAUUUUGAAUGUGAUGGGGAACAUGCGGCAAAAAUGAGUCGAUUGUUUGCUGCCCAGCUGGGGAAGUCUGCCAACGGAGAUUACCGCAAGGAUCACAGAGAUCAAAGCCGCAGCCCUGUCGAACGCAGCAUGCCCUCCAUGGGCAUCCAUAGCACUCACCUAUAUACAUCAAUCCCAAGUCUGGCAAUGGAUCAGCCGUUAGCACUGACCAAAAAUGUGGAGGUCAGUAGGAAUGCUGGUCUUACAGCAUCUGUAAGCCCCAUCGAGCGGCAGCAGAAUCGUCCAUCGGUUAUCACAUGUGCUUCUGUAAGCAAUCGAAACUGUGGCUUGUCUCACUGCCCUGUUGCCCACAAUGGUUGUGUGCCACCUGUAUCUUCCAGCUACCGAAGAGGCUCUGUCACCAACAAUACAUGUGAUCCAGUGAUUGAGGAACACUUCCGCAGGAGUCUUGGGAAGAACUACAAGGAACCAGAGCCAGUCACAAACUCUGUUUCCAUUACUGGAUCAGUCGAUGACCACUUUGCCAAAGCUCUAGGGGAAACAUGGCUUCAGAUAAAGGCUGCCAAGGAUGGGGUGCCCAGCAGCCCAGAAUCGGCUACUCGUCGGGGCCAAACUCCACCCUCUUCCCAUAUGGUCAACCACAGUCAGUCCCCUUCAGUGAUGUCAUGAACAGUGGAUGGCUGGCCCUUUGAUAGAGACCAGCUGCCAAGACUGGGUGUACUGACACCAGGAGGGUUGCAGUUUAUUAUUUUCCAUUAAAAACAAAACACUCUUCUAUACCCCAGCUUAGUAGAAGUAAGAGAAAGCUAGCAGAAGAUGGUUCUUUUAGUUAAUAUAGUGCCCUAACCACCUGUUUGUUACCAAAGAAACUGCCGAUGCAAAUCUGCUGCCUGCCCCUCAGCGAUAAGCCAUGCAUUUGUUAGAACCACAUUUUUGUGCUUUUACUUGUAGCUGUUGUUGUCCUCCCCUUCCCAUAUCUAUUUUGGAUCUGCCGCUUGUGUGCUUUGCUCGCUAUUGUUCUUUUUUCCCAUGAUUCUGUACCUUUCUACUUGAAGAGAGUGGCCAGGUCUGAUUUGCACUAUUGGAAGUUGGCUGUCAGUUUCUUGUACUUGGAGGGCAUGUGCCUAGUAACAGUUAGAGAUGUUGCAUCUGCUCUCUUGGGCAUUCAUGUUUUGUUUUGUUUUUGUAUUUUUCCUGACUUUUACAGGGGCAGUAGUGCUUACCAAUGCAUGUUUUAAAUAGCUGGUGUCUAUUAAUGUAUAGAUGUUAUGAAUCUUAAUAUUCUUUAUUUCAGUUUUUUUUUCCAGUAAUGGUCCUAGAUAUUCUUACUGCUGGUACAGUUCUACUUUAUAUUUUUAAUUUGAUACUCAUUGUAGCAAGAUGCCAGCAACGAGCACAGCCUCCGGGCAGGCCUUUAGAUGUAUACUCACACGCAAGCCCCCUAUAGAGGGUUAAGAUUUAUACUGAGAAGAAUGCAUGGGCAAACAGCAACAUACUCAAAAUCUGAGUGCCCACCAUUUGCUAUUUAUUUUCCUGUUUGACAAAGUAUUAUUUUUGUACUCAAGUUGCAUUUUGAAUCCUGCAAAAUGAAACUUCGUUGAAGGCACUGAUCAGUUGCAUUCUCAUACCCCACCUGACCUGUGUGGCUGUCGGGGUGGGACACGCCUUCCUGUGGUUUUCCUGAAUGUCCCAUUCCCGGCCUGUGUGCUCAGCUCUCCCUUCCGCUAGCUACUCCAUGCAUUUUGGUUGCUGCCAUGAGGAUUUGGGACUCAAGGAUUUGACAGAAUCUGCUGAUAUUGCAGUCAGUGUAGUUGUUUGUUUUGUGUUUGCAGUGACUGGGUCACCCUUUCCUGCCUGCUUAAUUGCCUACAGAGUGACAUUAUAUACAUUUGUCAGUGGGCACUAUACAGGGCUGCUCAGCCCCGACUGCUUGUGCCCACACAUGGGGCCUCAGAGUGGCUGAGGCAGCUUACAUUCCUCCAUUAGGCUCGGUGGAGCUGCUCAUGCCGAGAUGGAAAUCGCAGACCCAAACAUUCCGGCAGAACUGCUCUUCCCUGGCACUCACAUGUACUCUUCCGCUUUGGCAUUUUCAGAACCCUUCUGUAGGAAAUCACUACUUUUGAAAAGAAGAAAAAAAAAACUUUUUUUAUAUAGGUAACUUUAAGACCAUCAUUACGCUGUGCGUAAAGAAUGUACAGAAAAGAAAAUUCGUAGGUAUUUUUUGAGGAACAAUUAAUUUGUUAAUGAUAUGUAGCUAUUUAAUUUUUCCCUGUCCUUUAUUGUAAUCAUACAGUUUUUUGUCUCUGGUGAAAAAAAGUUGAUCUUUUUAAUUGUUUUUGUAGUUUUGUCUGUAAUUAAGGUAAAAAAAGUGCAGGAACACAGUUACUCAUUCAUGGCCACUAGUUUCUUACUGCUAAAGGCUACACUUGUUGGUGACAGUAGACUGAUGCCGUUGGAAAGCGGAGUGAAGCAGAGCCCAGCUGUGUUUUUCAGUGCUAUUCAUCUGUAUCUCCUUUUCCUUUUUGGCCUUGUUUCUCUAUAUGAUAAGAGGUUUUGGCUGGCCACCUUUUUGUACUUAAAACGUAGCCUCGACGAACAAUAAAGUGCUCUUAAACCACA
Messenger RNA from Erpetoichthys calabaricus (reedfish), 3285 nucleotides. It is a transcript of the gene vgll4b, whose product is annotated as vestigial-like family member 4b. The transcript is spliced from 7 exons. Bases 232 to 1335 code for a protein of 367 amino acids. NCBI's taxonomy places the organism in Eukaryota, Metazoa, Chordata, Cladistia, Polypteriformes, Polypteridae. The record is from RefSeq and is a predicted model, not a curated record. Gene Ontology annotation, molecular function: transcription coactivator binding. Gene Ontology annotation, biological process: negative regulation of DNA-templated transcription.